Messenger RNA from Octopus sinensis (East Asian common octopus), 1022 nucleotides. RefSeq names its product inward rectifier potassium channel irk-1-like. The coding region runs from base 21 to 1022 and encodes 333 amino acids. Gene Ontology annotation, biological process: potassium ion import across plasma membrane; regulation of monoatomic ion transmembrane transport. The transcript has a single exon. Gene Ontology annotation, molecular function: inward rectifier potassium channel activity. The record is from RefSeq and is a predicted model, not a curated record. NCBI's taxonomy places the organism in Eukaryota, Metazoa, Mollusca, Cephalopoda, Octopoda, Octopodidae. Gene Ontology annotation, cellular component: plasma membrane.
ACAACGAAACUUCCACUUACAUGACAGUCACGGAAGCCAUUUUAAAUUAUAAAAAUGAAUUCAACGUAGAUCCCACUCAAGAUUGGGCUCGUUCUGAUAUUAGACUUGUCGAAAAAAACGGAGAGUUUAAAUUCAAUAUUUCCGCAUCACGAAAAAAAAGAUUUUUCAAAGAUUUUGUUACAACUCUGCUAAUGCUGAACUGGUUGGAAUUUUUUAUAUUUUUUUUGUUUCUGUAUGUAAUAUCCUGCACCAUCUUUGCAGUAAUUUGGUAUAUUUUGGUCUUAAAUCAGGACCAUGUAAAUAAGAAAGACUGUGUAUAUAACCUCAACACUUUUUUGGGAGCAAUGAUUUUUUCAAUGGUGACCCAGAGCACUGUGGGGUACGGAGACAUGUAUAUUAGUUCAGACUGUUAUGUUUCUGGAAUCGUACUUACCUUGCAAACUCUUAUUGGAAUUUAUCUCGAAGCAAUAACUCUUGGGUUGGCCUUUAAAAAAAUAUCCACGCCACUUUCUAGAGCAAAAACUUGGAUUUUUUCUAAAAAAGCAGUUAUUUGUCAACGAAAUGGAGAAAAGUAUUUAAUUUGCCGGAUAUUGAAUAUCCAGAAAUCGCAAUUAAUCGCUUCAAAUGUCAAAAUGUUUUUUGUGUGUUCAAGAAUGACCGUAGAAGGGGAAAUCAUUCCUUUCUAUUUUAAAAGACUUGCAAUUAAUUUCGAUUCAAGUUUAAGCGACUCUGGUUGGCCCAUAACAGUGACUCAUUUGAUUAACGAAAAUAGUCCUCUUUGUAAAUAUGAUCAGAAUUCCUUUAUUUUCGAGGGCUGCGAAAUUAUUGUUAUUGUUACCGGGAUCAGCGAAUCAAGCGGACAUUCAGUCAAAUCACGGACUUCCUAUAAAUCUAACGAAGUUCUGUGGAACCAUAAAUUUGCAAAUAUUUUUUCACUUAGUGGGAACGACUGGGAAAUCAACAUUGAGCAUUUUCAUAAAACUAUUGCACAAGAAAAAACACGCCAUGAAUUUAAUCAGUAA